Molecule: messenger RNA, 1374 nt
Organism: Andrographis paniculata
Lineage: Eukaryota; Viridiplantae; Streptophyta; Magnoliopsida; Lamiales; Acanthaceae
Product: 8-hydroxygeraniol dehydrogenase-like
Exons: 5
Coding region: 102-1184 (360 amino acids)
Biological process (GO): lignin biosynthetic process
Molecular function (GO): zinc ion binding; cinnamyl-alcohol dehydrogenase activity
Source: RefSeq, a predicted model, not a curated record
CUGUUCACAGUCAACUUCGAUUUCCUUGUAUAUAUCAACACACAUUAAGAUAAAAACAAUAGCAAGAAACCCCCAAUCUCUAUCUUACCUAUAGUCCUUCAAUGGCGAAAACACCCGAAACAGAGCAUCCAGUCAAGGCACUCGGUUGGGCUGCCAGAGACACUUCUGGAAUCUUCUCCCCCUUCAAGUUUUCCCGAAGGGCAACUGGCGAGCACGAUGUGCAGUUCAAAGUUCUCUACUGCGGCGUCUGCCACUCCGAUCUUCACAUGGUUAAGAACGAGUGGGGUUUCACUCAAUACCCCAUCGUCCCUGGGCACGAGAUCGUCGGCGUGGUGACCGAAGUCGGCAGCAAAGUGGAUAAGUUCAAAGCCGGCGACAAAGUCGGCGUCGGAUGUCUGGUCGGGUCGUGUCGGGACUGUCCUCAAUGCAACGAAGAUCUCGAGAAUUACUGCGCCAAGCAGAUUCUUACAUACAGCUUUCCUUACACCGACGGCACCAUCACCUACGGCGGCUACUCCGAUCUCAUGGUCGCCGACGAGCAUUUCGUCGUCCGGUGGCCGGAGAAUUUUCCGCUCGACAUCGGCGCCCCUCUUUUGUGCGCCGGGAUCACCACGUACAGCCCGUUGAGGUUCUUCGGGCUCGACAAGCCCGGAUUGCACGUCGGCGUGGUCGGGCUCGGCGGGCUCGGCCAUGUCGCCGUGAAGUUUGCGAAGGCGUUUGGGACUAAGGUGACGGUCAUUAGUACAUCUUUGAGUAAGAAGGAUGAGGCCAUCGGUAAGCUCGGGGCCGAUAAUUUCUUGGUUAGCAACGACGCCGAGCAAAUGCAGGCUGCAGCCGGUACAAUGGACGGCAUCCUCGACACGGUGUCUGCGAUUCAUCCGAUCACGCCAUUGAUAAGCUUGUUAAAGCCGCAAGGUAGACUCGUUUUACUCGGUGUCCCGAACAAGCCCCACGAGGUUCCGGCUUUCUCCUUGAUUGCGGGUCGAAAGUCGGUGUCCGGGAGCGGGAUCGGCGGGAUGAAGGAGACGCAAGAAAUGAUUGAUUUUGCGGCGAAGCACAACAUCCUGCCGGACGUCGAGAUCAUCCCGAUCGACUACAUCAAUACCGCGAUGGAGCGCCUCCUGAAAUCCGACGUCAAGUACCGUUUCGUGAUCGACGUCGAAAAAUCACUGAAACCCGAAUGAGAAUGCAGUGUAAUGUUUCCCUUGUGUGUUUUUGGUAUGUUUGCUGCUUAAGAAUAAAGAGAGACACUACUUAUGCAUAUGCAUGCAAUAAUAUUACACGGCAUGUAAUGUUCUAGUUUGUUUGUAACAUUGAACUGGUUCUUUCAAAGUUCUUCACUUUUUCCAAAUUUAAAAUUUUUACUAUUUUCAA